This is a messenger RNA of Tribolium castaneum (red flour beetle), 2365 nucleotides long. RefSeq names its product organic cation transporter protein. The record is from RefSeq and is a predicted model, not a curated record. Lineage: Eukaryota; Metazoa; Arthropoda; Insecta; Coleoptera; Tenebrionidae. Gene Ontology annotation, molecular function: transmembrane transporter activity. Gene Ontology annotation, biological process: transmembrane transport. Gene Ontology annotation, cellular component: membrane. The coding region runs from base 278 to 1852 and encodes 524 amino acids. The transcript is spliced from 7 exons.
GGAAACGCCAAUCUGCAUUAGCAGUCUAAUGCCCUGAGCACCCUCGCCGAGGUGCUCCAGGUGCCCCCCUCAGUCGGCAAGCUCGUCUUAAGCUCGCACUUUCUCUGCUCGAGGACGCUUUGAACACAAACUAUUCGACCGCUCCGCCACUCAACAACUUCCGAUUAAAAGCCGGCAUCAUUUAAAAUCAUAAUCAGUUGAUGUCAACGCGCGAAGAGAUACAACAUGAAAGUGUGAAGUGAUACUGUGUCGAGUGGAAAUUAAGGAAAUACAAGAAAUGUCCAGGAAGAGUCCCGAAGAGGACGUCGUCUCCACCGCCAUCGGGGAGUUCGGCCGGUGGCAGCUCCUCAUGACCUUCCUCCUCUCCCUGUUCAACAUCCCCUGCACGUGGCACAUUUUCGUGCCCACCUUCCACGCCGCCGAGCGGGAGACCUGGUGCUCCAGGCCGAAGGCGUUCCAGGACGUGGCGCCCUCCCUGUGGAGGAAUUUCACGCAACCGGAGGGUUUUUGCAAAAUCUACGACCUGGCCAAUGUGACUGAGGCCGACUUGCCGCGUUUGGCCCAAAUGGGGAGGAAGCUGGUGCCGUGCAAGGAAUGGGAGUUUGGAGGGGAAGGCAGCACCCUGACUUCCGAAUUCGACCUCGUCUGCGACCGCAAGACCCUCAACAACAUCGCCGAAAUGAUGUUCCUGGGCGGCGUCGCAAUCGGCGGCUUGGUCUGCGGCAUCCUCUCGGACAAGUACGGCCGAAAGAAAACCCUCAUGGCUUCAGUCCUCCUCCAAACCAUCCUCGGAGUCAUCAUCGCGUUCGCUCCCUGGUUCGAAAUGUAUUUCAUCCUGCGCGCGGCCUUGGGUUUUAUCUCAGUUUCCGUCGUAUUCAGUGGAUUCGUUUUAUCAAUCGAGCUCGUUGGAGGAAACUGGAGAACUGUAGCCGGGAUAUCAUACCUGUUUCCGGUUUCUCUGAGCUACAUCACCAUUGCCGGCAUGGGGUAUCUGCUAAGGGACUGGCGCGAGUUGCAACUGGCCAUUUCGCUGCCCGGAUGCGUUUUUUUGAUACUUUGGUGGGUUCUCCCGGAAUCGCCAAGGUGGCUCCUAGCCAUGGGGCGCACCAACGAAGUUAUGACGAUUCUACAAAGGGCCUCAAACUGGAAUAAAAAGGAACUGCCGAUAAACAUCGACAAACAACUUUUGCCAUGCGAGAGUGACUCUGAAACUGAACCCGUCAGCGUCAUGGAUUUGUUCAAAACGAGGCAAAUGCGCAAAAAAACACUCCUACUGUUUGUGAUAUGGUUCAGUGUUUAUCUGGUCUACUAUGGACUAGUGCUCAAUCUUGGCAACAUCGGAGGCGACUUGUACAUCAAUUCAAUUUUGUCAGGUUCUGUCGAAAUUCCAGCAGUGGCCCUCAGCAUCCUUAUCCUGCUGAAAGGGGGGCGCAGGUGGCCCCUAGCCCUGACCAUGAUCCUGUCCGGGGCUGCAUGUGGUUGUACCAUCCCCAUUGACCUAGCCUCGGACAACCUCCAGUGGGUUAUAACCACCCUAGCCAUGAUGAGCCGUUUUAGCAUAAGUUCAUCAAACGCAAUAAUUCCAGUCUUCACAGCGGAAUUGUACCCAACCAUAAUCAGGAACAUCGGAGUUGGGGCUAGCAAUGUGUCAGCAGGCAUUGCCUUGAUGCUGGUCCCAUAUUUAUGGGAGAUGGCCAAUGUGCACCCAAGUGUCCCAAUGUCAAUACUAGCAGCUUGUGGGAUCAUCGGUGGUGCUUGUGUUUUAUUCCUGCCCGAGACGGGCAGUAAACCUUUGAAGGAUACUCUCGAAGAAGAAGCGAGUGAGAUCAAAAGAAUGAACAAUAAUAGUUAGCUUAUCACGUUCCUAAUUACGUCGUAUUCUAUCAAUUGACGUGUGUAUGAAAUACUUAACGUCGUUAUCAUAAAAAAAUUCUCAAAUGGCGUCGUACUUAAUUUAAAUCUGUAUUAGAUAAACAAGUAGUAUGUACAAAUUAAUUGUACAGAAAGUGUUUACUUCCGCCGGCUGUAUGUUUGUAGCCAUGACAAUACGUAAUUUCUAAAUAAAAAUGUUCAAGUAUUUUUAUGUAAAUAUGUCAGUUGUGUGUGUAUUUAUUGUCGUAGAUACUGCCAGAUGUGAUUACAGUUUUUUUCUAAUUAAAUUACGCCUUGUAUUGUGUCUAAUUAGAAUCACGUUAUUGGUACAAAGUACUUUAGAUAAUUUACUCAUCUAUUUUAUAAACUUAACUUUUUAUAUUGCUUGUAGACGAUAGCUGUAUAUAUGUGAUCUGUGUUAUAUAUUUUGGAAAACCAAAUUUUUGUAGGUUUAAUUUUUUAAUCAAGUGGAAUAAAAAACCAUUAAAUAAAA